UCCUGACAGCCUAUCAUCCCCACAGCCCGGCCAGGAUCCCGGGCAUGGAGCAGAGCUUUGUGCAGGACAUCCCCCCCGGCCAUUCGCCCACCAGCAGAAAGUCUCUCCCUCGUUGUCGAAGAAUUAACAGGAUGCUUUCCAACGAGUCAGCACCUUCUCCUGCAUUCAGUCGCUCCAACUCGCAGGCCUCCAUGGACAGCACCUCCAUGGAGGACUUCUGGUGCGAAGUGGAGAGCAUCAAGGAGAGCAGUGAAGAUGGAUCUGAAGAAGCAACGCUUUUGGAGUUCAAACCUGCUGACGAAGGGGAGCUGGAGGCAGAAUGGCUGCAAGACGUAGGUUUAUCCACAUUGAUCUCGGGAGCUGAAGAGGAGGACGGCCAAGCCUUGCUGUCCACUCUGACCCGAACUCAAGCUGCCGCCGUACAGAAGAGGUACAACACCUACACUCAGACCCUGAGGAAGAAGAACAAGCACACAGUCCGGGAUGUGCGAGACAUCUUUGGCACCAAUGACUCUUCUCCCACAUUUGAGACAGUUCCAGUGUCACCAGUUCCUUCUAAUGGUAUCCAGCUUCCUGGGCAGAAACCAGUUUGGAAAUCAGUUAGCUCUAAUAGCUGUCUAGACUGCGGACUAGAUAAAGGCAGCCCAUCCGUAACAGAAGAGCUCUCCUAUGAGGUCUCUUUCUCAGAAUCCAUUACGGUCCUUCCAAAAACCCAAGAAUGGCCAAAAAACCAGAGGUUCAAAAAGGAAGACUCUGCUUUGCCUAAAUUCAUUGUUCGGAAAAGCCGGUUUGGACUGACAGAGGUUGGAGACCUCUCUCCUGAAGACAUGAAGAAGAUCCGCUACCUCUCCCUGAUUGAGCUAACGGCCUUCUACGACGCACUGGGGGUGGAGCUGAAGAGGAACCGCGCAGAGAGGGUGCGGGGACGAGAAAAUGGUCUGUUUGGAGUCCCUCUCACCAUACUGCUGGAGAACGAUCAAAAGAAGGUUCCUGGAAUAAAAGUUCCCCUCAUCUUCCAAAAAUUGCUGCUCAAGCUUGAGGAAACAGGUUUAGAAACCGAAGGAAUUCUACGAGUGCCUGGAUCUGCCUCCAGAGUCAAGAAUCUCCAUCAAGAACUUGAGGCAAAAUUUUAUGAAGACACUUUUGACUGGGACCAAGUACGAAAUAAUGACGCAGCAGGACUGCUGAAAAUGUUUAUAAGAGAACUCCCAAGCCCACUCUUCACAGUAGAGUAUUUGCCUGCUUUCAUCACGCUAGUGGAAAAAAUCUCCAAGAUCAAGUUACAGCUACAAGCUUUGCAUCUGUUGAUCAUGCUGCUGCCUGAAGCCAACAGAGACACAGCCAAGGCCUUUCUUCAGUUCCUGAAGAAGGUGGUUGCUAAUGAAGGGAAAAAUAAAAUGAAUUUGUGGAAUGUGUCUAUGAUUGUUGCACCAAACCUCUUCAUCUACAAAGGGAAACGUGCAAACCAACAAGAAAUGCAAGCAGCCGCCACCACAGCACAUAUUGUGCGGCUUUUAAUUCGGUACCAGGACAUCCUGUGGACAGUCCCAUCCUUCCUCAUUUCCCAAGUGAGAAAAAUGAAUGAGGCAGCAAUGAACAACAGCAAGAGGCAGCUGAUGUUUGACAAAGGAGUGAGAAAACUUCUGAGGAGAAAGACCAUGGAACGGGAGAGACCUGAAAGACCAGAGGGAGCUGUCACUUUUCCCCCAUACCUGCAGUCUGACAUACCUGAGGGGGUGAUAAGAGUUUAUGCUCCACUGCAUUCAAAAGUCUCUAUGGCAAUUCAACUCAACAGCCAAACAAAAGCCAAAGACAUCCUGGCUCGAUUCCACUGCGAAAACAGCCGCGGAUCAUCACAGAACAUGAGAGGCCAGAUCCAAAGUUUACAUGAAAUUGGAGGAAAUAUAGGUCAGCACUGUUUGGAUCCAGAUGCAUACAUGUUAGAUGUUUACCGUGCAAAUCCUCAUGCAGAAUGGGUGAUAAAACCAAAAGCAAGCUGAAGCAGAAGGCUGCGGUGUACUGGACAAACGCCAAAUGGACAACAGUGAU
Messenger RNA from Gymnogyps californianus (California condor), 2049 nucleotides. RefSeq names its product Rho GTPase activating protein 28 (gene ARHGAP28). Lineage: Eukaryota; Metazoa; Chordata; Aves; Accipitriformes; Cathartidae. The coding region runs from base 45 to 2000 and encodes 651 amino acids. The transcript is spliced from 15 exons. Gene Ontology annotation, molecular function: GTPase activator activity. The record is from RefSeq and is a predicted model, not a curated record. Gene Ontology annotation, cellular component: cytoplasm. Gene Ontology annotation, biological process: negative regulation of stress fiber assembly; regulation of small GTPase mediated signal transduction; regulation of actin filament polymerization.